UGGUUGUCAUGGCCCGAGCGUGUCCGAAAACGUAGACGUUCCAGUACAGAGCAAGGGACCUGCUGCCAGUCGUAUGUUGAUUCGAAAUCCCAGUCAAACCGAGACUUUUCCUGCGAUGAGUUUACAUAAUCCGUCGGUGUGCGGUUGCGGUUGAGAUUUUCAUGAGCAGCUGUUGUACGACAACGCGGACUUUUGUCGUUAGAGGCAACAACAGCAGCAACAGUGAAGUGUCCCAGCGGCAGAGCAAAGCAGGAAGUGCUGCGAGCAACGCUACAUGUGAGUGAAAAAGUACAGGAAAUAAUUUCAAGAUCCUUUUGAUCUGGCGCGUAGGCAGAGCAAGUGCAAGCAAAGGCAAAGUAUAAAGCAAGGCAGUUGAGGCGGAAAAUCUGUGCUGAAAGUGUAUGCAAUACGCGAGUGCGGUUACGGUUGAUGGUUUGAGAGCUCGGCGGCUUUCAGUCAUUUCCACUUGUGUGCGAUUGUGGGGAUGCCCAGGUCCCGCGCGGUUGAACGGCACGUGCAAGUGAAACGUGGUGCAACAGAGUAAGAAGCCAGCAAUUGAAAAGGAAAAGUUUUCAUCGGCCGUCACAGCCCGUAGAGAAUUGUCGAGUUUCUCUUUUUUUUGCGAGAAAAUUAGACCGAGCUGCUAGUCGUCGCAUACUGCCGGUGGCGAGCACUCAUACAACCGUGGAUGGUGUAAACAAACGUCAGGACGAUUCAUCAAGCUAUGAGCAGCGGUUGAUUUGAGUGAUAGAUGUGGGGGUGACAUCGAGAUGGGCCAGGGGCUCGAACCGCUAACCGCAGAUCUUUGUCUGUCCUUCCGGUCGCAGCCCCCCCAGCUUCCGUCUCGCACUGAUUUCUUCGAGCAAUCGAAGAAGAAAGACGGAUUCAAAGCGAUAGCAAACAGCACCACAAUCGGAGCGACAGCACUACAACUACUAUUAACUGUGCAGAGGAAAACCAGUGGAAAGCGAAGCCACACGAAACCAUCAGCGUCAGCAAGCAUAAACAGUACACGCAAUCGGAACAAACCGAAGAAGCCAGGAUAGUUGCCCCCCAGCAGACCGUACACAGUCUCAAGCACACUGCAGUCGACUUGCUGUGCUUUCAAUGCUACUAGACUUUACUUCUAACGCCCACACGAUGGAGUUCGGCUGAGUCUCUACCCCAAUGCAUCUACUGAAGCCAACAUCAACUUAGUGCCUCUCACGGGGUGGCACUAUAGUAAAAAAAAAAAAAAAAAAAAACAAAACACCAACAACAACCGAUAGCUACUUUUACUAUUACACACCGAUACUACUGAAACGCUGAAGCCGUAACGACACUCUCCAGCGGGGGCUCUCAAAACAGCCACAAAGUGUUGCCUCUGGUGGCCAUGGAACCGCCUGGUGUGCUGCCACCGGACCGCGAUGGAGUCAAACUUCUACAGCAGCAGCACAGUCUACAGCAACCUCAGUCACCUCCACCGACAAUGGUCCUGGCGGCAGCAGCAACAACAACAUCGCAACAACUUCAGCAAACGCAGACCUACUCACAGCCUCAACCAACACAGCUACAGCUGCAACCAUACAAUCCCACACAACUACAACUAAUCUCCUCGCCACCGACGGCUAGCCAACAGCAGUUGAUCCUCUCGGCCACCACCCCGACUCCGUUGAACAACCAGGCCGGUAGUGGCGCCAUCACUGCUAACGUGCAGACCGGGAUCGAGCGGCUUUCGCGGCCGAUGGCUUUUGAUAAGAUGGAGGGCCUAGUUCGUGAAAUGCAAGACCCGGAGGCUGGUGUACCGGUACGCAGUCAGAAACUUUUUCUCACCUCAAUUCCUUCUGCAUUUAUGGGCUACGAUCUGAUCGAGUGGUUGAUGGAACGGCUGGGCAUCGAGGAAUCGGAAGCGCUCAACAUCAGCAACCAGCUGUGCAUGCACGGAUACUUUUUCCCCGUCUCGGAUUCCAAAACGCUGGUAGUUAAGGACGACUCGUCGCUGUAUCGCUUCCAAACCCCGUACUACUGGCCAUGGCAGCAGAAAGCCCCGGAUAACAUCGAGUACGCGAUUUAUCUCGCCAAGCGAUCGCUGAGAAACAAGCAACGACACGGUCUGGAGGAUUACGAAGCGGAAGCGUUGAGUAGUUUGCACAAGAAUCUCAAGGGAAAGUGGGACUUCAUUACGAUGCAGGCUGAGGAACAGGUUCGGCUGGCGAAAGAACGAAAGAAGGGUGAUAAGAUUGUAGGAGAUUCCCAGGAGCGAGCCUACUGGCGAGUUCAUCGUCCUCCGCCGGGUCAGUUUACACCGCUGGAACCCUGUCCCAUUCCGUCCCGUGAUCGCCAAGGAAAACCGCGAAAGCGUAAUGUUGACGAUUGGCAGCGGGAAGUGGAAAUUCUGAAGGCUUCGCUUGGCAGAAAUCGGGUUAAGAUGUCUCAAGCUUGCGAAAGUUUGGUGUCGUACUUCGAGACGUUCAGUGAGUACGAUCCGAUGAUGCAACCCCCAUUGCCGUCGAAUCCGUGGGUCACCGAGGACGUCAGCUUCUGGCAGAUGAACAAUCCGGUAGUGGAAAUACCGACGGAGAAGCGUGUGAAACGGUGGGGCAUUUCUAUCGAAGAGGUAGUGUCCGAUCCGACCGGGCUGCAGGAGUUUACUGCCUAUCUGAAGAAGGAAUAUUCUCACGAGAAUAUUCGAUUUUGGAUGGCAGUGAACGAUUUGCGACGGUCAUCACAUUCGCAGAUAACCCGGAAAGUGAAGGACAUCUAUGAAGAGUUUCUCGAGCCCGGUGCCCCUUGUGAGAUCAAUAUUGAUGGCAAAACAAUGGAAAAGGUGCAGCAGGGCCUGAAAAAUCCCUCACGGUUCUCGUUUGAUCUGGCUGCUGAACAUAUUUACAUGUUGCUGUUGAAAAAGGAUUGCUAUCCACGGUUUGUUCGAUCCGAGCACUACAAAACCUUGAUGGCUACUGCAAUUCAACCAUCGCACAAAAAGCGUUUUUUUGGGUUCGGAGGAGGAGCCAAAAAGAAAGGUUCAACAACGGCUGCUCCGAAUCCAUCACUUUUGUCACAGCCGUCAGCUUCAGGUUCAGGAAUUGUUAACAGCUUGUCGAAACGACGUGGAAGCGAUCGCAGCCUGUCCGGGUCGGCUCAUGAACUAGCUGUUUGUGGAGUAAAGGAUAGUACUAAAGUGCCACACUCUCAUAGCCAAAGCAAUCUCAGCGAUAUUCCGUACAGUGUUUCGAUCUACAGAGGUGACAUGCCAUCCGGUAGCUUUGUCGGACAAUCGGCCACACUAGUAGGAGCCAGAGAACAGAGAAACGGAAAGCAGGAAGUUAGUGGAAAAGCGUUGAGUACAACCCUGGAGGUUUCGCUGGAAUCGACGGGUGCCUGUUCAGUCUGCCCCUGGGAUACUCCACCAGCUGCAACCACCAAAACGGCCACUACUUCGAUCGUGGCUGGGAAAGAACCGUCCGCUGCCGUGUCUGUUUCCGUUUGUCCCUGGGAUGACAGCGAUGCUCAACUACCAUCAGCUAACAGCAAACCUCGAGCCCUGGAAGUGGUCCGACCAGCGGACAUAAGCGAAGUUUCGGAACGAAUGAAACGCUCGUGUGGCCUAAGACAAAACACCCUGGAUAGUGACUUCCACAGUUCGAAACGAUUGGCACCAGUGAUUACCGAGCAGCGACGAGCUUCGAUGACGAUGGCACCUAGACUAUCCGACCUUCAGUUUACGCUAAGGGCCAACUCGACCGGUGGCGAGUCGGACGAACCCACCACUGCACUGCAGCAUCAGCGAUCGGUAGAUUAUCCGCGAAACGUUUCCCAAAGCUCACUGUCGGCAAGCUUCGAAGAGCGGGACGAUUCUGUAGCGACUCCGCCUACGUUGUCGGAAGAGAAUAUCAACAAACAAAAAGUUAGGAGUGUUUCAGAGCAGAAAGCGGAACAGAUCAGUGUUGCCAGUGUUGUGAUCGAAAAAACUAUCGUAAAUGAAACAAACAAUGAACGUGUCAGUGAGUGUACGUGUGUUCCAGUACAACAAACAAAUAAUACUAACGUGAUUGAAGUGAAAGUAGACAAUCCAGAAUCGAUGGACGAAACAAAAAUCCGCGUGACAGAACGUAGGGAACUGAAUGUGGUCGAGAUCGAAGAUCGAAGCAAAGAAAGUGUUUCCGGCAAGCAACCACCCACGAUAAGUGUAUGUUUUGCUUCAGAAGAGGAAGUGCGUCGAAAACGAUCGUUAGUGGCAACCGAGCAGUCGGUUGAAGACGACCGCCAGGAAGCCGAGGAGGUGCAGUCCAUUCUAUUUAAUCCAGCCAUUGCUCAACCGCGCGUGAUGCCUCAACAGAUGGUUCGGGUCGAAGAGGACGGGGUUGAACAGCCUGAUCCUCCGCAGGACGCACCACUGCAAGCAGAGGAUGACAAUUUCUCCGAUACGAUCCCGCAUCCGAAUCAAUCAUCUUUAGAACAAGUAGAGUACGAAAUGUUGGAAGGAGAUAUUUUAGCACCGGGAUGCGUGGCGCCAGCUCCCACUCCGGCACCAUCGAUCGCCCCACUGGCAGAAGUGGAGAUGGAUCCCGGGGAUGAUGAGCCGGAAACGGAAACGGAUCACACGGAAACCUUUACGGUUCAUGUGACUACGAGAGAAAAGCAGGAGCAGGAGCCGGAAGCAUCCGCCGGUGCAACGGUCGUUAUAAUAGAGGAUCAGAUUAAGCGGAAGAAGAAACGGGAACGAAAGGAGCGGGAUAAGGAUUCGAUACAGCAGCAGAGGAGCGAGGAGGAGAACAGUGAGAAGAAGACCGAUGCGGUCUGCCCGUGGGAUGAUGAGGAUGAAUCGGCGGCAGAUGAUGCACCCUACGUGAAAACAUAUUCUACUCUUGGUUAUUUGUAAGAAUGUUGGUGGCAAUUUGCUUGAAUCUAACGGAAGCGCAUUGACGUGCUACGAGGAAGUGUGUGAUUGCAGCUAUCAAGAUUAGUUUCCAUUGUAGAGUAAGGAACAGCUUUUGAAGAUAGAGAUUGAUGCUAAAAACCCAAAAAGAAUUCUGAUUCAAGCCCUAGAACGAAUUCAUUUUGUGAAUUUUUGCUCCAUAAACCGUAGCGAAUAAUGACAGUUCUAGAGAAUGCGAUGGAUAAGGUUUUUGGAAGUGACCGAACAGAGUGGAAGUAUAGCCCAAAAUUUUUGUUUGGUGCAUCUGAGAGCCCCAAUAAAUACAGAUCGUCAAUAACGAGAAUGCAUCAUAUUGUUUUUCAACUGAGGCUAAAUUCUGUUCAGUCACUUUAGGAAGGGUUAGGAUUUUUUUAAGCUACGAGAACCAUUCCACUGUUGUCCGAUUCCAGGAAAUUUGCAACUAUGAGUAUGAAUCAUAAAUAUACUUAUAGUGUAACGAUAUCUCAAAAUGUGUAUCAUUACCUCAGCAAGAAAUGGUGAAUAAUCAGCACACAUGCACAUAUUGAGACCCUGUGCAUUAGAAAUGAUAAAUUUUUGAGCUGAAUCGAUUACCGUAUCGAUUCAGAAUAAUUUUUUUCUAGAAGUAAGUCAACAUAUAUGAUAGUCACUAACCUGGAAAUAUGUAACGAAUACGUUAGAUGUUAGUAAAGGAAACUACCAAUAGUGGAUAAGAUAAAUAAUAAGGAAAACCAAACUUUUCUCUAGUGCAUCGACAACUUGGAGAAACCGAACAUUUAUCUAAUGCAGAAGCAGUCAAAAAUUAUUUGUUCGUUCACAUAUUUCUAGCGGGACCUUAUUGGAGAACAAUAAAAGUCUUCAAAAGUUCUGCUGAAGGAUUUUCUUAACUCAUUAUUAUUAUCAACUUUUUACAAAGUGUAUCCAGAAAUAAACAAGACGUAAACCACUCCUAAUAGUACAUACGUGGAAUUAAAAUGGAAAAAAAAAUCGUAAAAAAUAUAUUCAUAAACAUAAGUAUGAUUGGAACCAACCCAUAAAUACAGAUUAACAUAUAAUACAAUACAUUUAUCUUCACAUCGUCAUAUAGUCGUUUGUCUAUAAAUGUCUCCGCUGUCACACGAGAGUGGUCGUCGAAAACUUGUACAGAAUGUUCCGUAACUACGCAGAGUUCUGUUGAGUUGAAUUCCUUCCCUGUGACGGCAGAGAUAAAUCCAAUUUGUUUGUUAUAUUGCAUGCUGCGAAUUCAGGACAUCAGCCGAAUGGUUCUCAAGAAAAAAAGUAGAGUACUUAAAAUAGUGUGAGUGGAUUGAUAACUCGAACUGUCAUUAUUCUGCUCCAUAUUUUAAUGUAAGAUUUUACUAGGUGAUCUUAGUGCAGCUUUCUUAUUUGAAAACUUUACCAAUUGAGGAUGAAUUAGAUCACUUUGUUGAUAAUCUUUCAUAUUGAAGGAAUGAUAGUGGUUGUGAUAUAGACUUACGGAUAACUCUUUAGUGGAAGCUCUUCUUGAUGGCUGUGAUAAACACAUUCUAUACUAGCAUGUUUUCUGAUAGGCUGCAAAACUGUUUUGAACACUGAGAAAAAUCUAUUUACAAGAAUCAAACCAAAACCUGUUAUAAAUUUGAUGAUUUUUAUCGUCAUAUAAUCUCCUGACGAAAAGAAAUAUGCAUGUAAAAGGUUGUUGUUUUAGCUAUACAACUAUAAAAGAAGCUAGUAUUCCUCUAAAUAAUACCAUACAGAAAAAAAAGGUGAACAAAAUUUAACUCUAUAAUCGAAAGCAGCGUAGAAAAAAGAGCGUUCUUAUUGAAACCAAUUUCCAAACUUUCUAGGUACGUGAAAAAUACAAAACAUUAUCAAACUAAAGAACGAAUGCCACCGGUUAUAAACAAAAAACAGAUUUAUUUCAUUCUUACCAACUCUUGAUAAACAAAGAAACCACAAGUAAACAUAUAAAACAAUCGCGUAGGUCGUAAAUAACAAAGAAAAAAGUCAAACAUAGAAAAAUAUCAACUUAUCAACAUCUUUUAACGGGUAUAUCCAAGUAAGUGAAUUUAGGGAAAGCGAUUUUAGCUCCGCAGCCUGCAUUUGCUCCCGACUGCACCGUUUUCCCCCCAGGGACGCGCAGUUUGUGGUGAGCUCGAAAGCGCUGCUAGAUUCGGCUGGAACAAAACCUAAAAUAAUCCCCAUUUUCCCAGGACCGGCCAAAGAAAAGGCCAAGUAUUAGAGAACCCACCAUUUCUUUCACCCUACACAACUCAGCGACGGCAAAUGCAGUUGUACAUAUUUUCAAUCUGCACCACCACCAUUUAGUUGCGCAAAUCCUUUAACCAACUCAUUCCUCUUUCCUAGGGUGGAACUAAGCAGCCGCUUUCAAUAUUAGUGAGAUGGAAAAUCCAGGAACUUUCCGUAAUGUUAGAGAAUACAUAUUAAAAUUGUUUAAAGAGAAGAAGGAAGCAACAUGAUACAACGUGAAAGUUGAUAAAAUUUUAUCGAUAUUGUAAAAUAGUCUAGAGACAAUGGUAAUUUAUUCCCACAGUGGAAGGAAAAUAGUCAGUGAAAUUUAGUCAUUCUAUUCGAACAUACUAGUGGUUAAAACUAACAUGAAAAAAAAAUCUAGUUGAGCAAGUAAUUAAACAACAAUGCCAGUUAAUGUGCCGCUGUAUUAGUGACUAUGUUUUACCAAGCAGAGACUUAGACUAUUAUAAAGGAAUGCUACCCGGACCGUUAAACCUUGCUGGCUGCGAUUGAUUUCGAGUUUUGCAUUUCCUGUUGAAUUACCGCAGUUGCUGUCCAAUCCAAACAGGGACGACGACGCUUCUUAACUGGUAACUUCAUAAGCAAAAGUAAUUUGUUGAAAAUUGGCACAAAUGCUUAGUAACUUGCAGAAGCAGUAAAGUGCAAAGGCAGUUUAACACAUUUGACGAAUCCGCACGCAAAAAAAAAAAACAAACCUAUGGCAUACAAUUUGUUGCAGAAUAUAUCGAAUCAAAGUACAAUAACAAAAAUGGAAUGACAUGCCAGAAAAUAAAGAAUGAAGAAAGUUAA
Wyeomyia smithii (pitcher-plant mosquito) is the source of this 7918-nucleotide messenger RNA. RefSeq lists its product as uncharacterized. The coding region runs from base 1373 to 4861 and encodes 1162 amino acids. Gene Ontology annotation, biological process: regulation of G protein-coupled receptor signaling pathway; intracellular signal transduction; G protein-coupled receptor signaling pathway. The transcript has 13 exons. Lineage: Eukaryota; Metazoa; Arthropoda; Insecta; Diptera; Culicidae. The record is from RefSeq and is a predicted model, not a curated record.